Molecule: messenger RNA, 1551 nt
Organism: Toxotes jaculatrix (banded archerfish)
Lineage: Eukaryota; Metazoa; Chordata; Actinopteri; Toxotidae
Product: protein FAM13C-like
Exons: 11
Coding region: 1-1551 (516 amino acids)
Source: RefSeq, a predicted model, not a curated record
AUGUUCUGCUUCUGCCUGCAGAGUUCCCUGCUGAAGCUCCAGGCGUUGGAGGUGGAGGGGGGCCCCUCGCUGGGUCCGUCCCCAGAGGAGAGCCCCCCUGCCCUGAGCAGCAAGGAGCAGAAGGGUCCCGGCGAGCUUGCAGGGAAGGAGGGGAAGACGCUGGCUCUGUGCCACAGCACUGACGAGAACAGCCCGCCAGAGCUGUUGACAGUCCUGACCAGACCUCCCCCAUCCCCCAGACACCAGCCGCUUACAACCAUCCUCCCGGGCCAGCAGCCCCUGACCCCCGAUGGAGUGCUGCCCCUCAGUCCUAACCACUCACCCUACUCCCCGCAGAGGAGCAGCCCCGGAGGCGAGGGGGCAGGUGAAGGAGGAGGUGGAGGUGGAGCUCUCCUCCAGCUGCUGGCAGGCGGCACCAGCCCCCUCCCCUCCCCUCGAUGUGCCAGCCUCAGCCACAGCCUGAGGUUUAACUCCGACCCUGACACUGCACCUUCACCACCCUGCAGCCAGCAGUACAUACAGUCUCGAGGGCGGGGGGACAGGACAGAGGGAGCGGAGGACGGUUGCCCACCCUCCAUCCCCUUCCUCACCAGACAGAUCCAGACCCUGAAGAAGAAGGUUCGCAGGUUUGAGGAUCAGUUCGAGCAGGAGGUGAACUACAAGCCGUCACACAACGAUAAAUAUUCCAACCCGGAGAUGGUCAGAGUGAUGAACGAGCUGGCGAAGGCUCGCAAACAGCUCAAAGAGCUGAGACUCAGACAGUCGGUGUUCGAGUCGAAGGAGCACGACGGUCCAGAAACCACAGACGUGUGCAGGUAUGGCUCUGGGCAGCAGCGGGCGUCGGAGCACAAACCCACUCUAGAGGAAACCGUGGAGUCUCUGUUCAGACGACUGAGAGAGAAGAGACAAGCCCUGGGUCUCCCUGACAACAUGAAGGAGAUGACCCAGGCUCAGAUGGUGUUGGAGAAGAUCACUCUGCAGAAAUGUCUGCUGUACUUUGAGAGUGUGCACGGCCGACCGGGAACCAAACAGGAGAAGAACCUGGUGAAACCUCUGUAUGACAGAUACCAGAUGAUCAAACGUUUACUGUGUGCCAGCCCCACAAUCACCACCAUAGAGGAAGAAGAUGGAUCUGAUGAAGACUUGAUGAGUUCGAUGACAGUGGAUGAACUUUGCCUCCCUCCUCAGAGAGUGACCCGACAAGCAGGCAGCGAGGAGGACAGCGACCGGGACAGUGACCCAGCAUUUGUGUCCCCUUUAGAUGAGGUGAAAGCCGUCCGUCAACAACCUGCUCUCACCAUGGCGAACCUGCAUGAAGCCUCCAGGUCUCAGCUGCUGGAGAGUCUGCGUGAGACAAGAGCGGAGAAGAAGACCAGGCGUAAAGCUCUGAGAGAGUUUGAGGAUCAGUUCUACCGUCAGACCGGAAGAAUCUGCCAAAAAGAGGAUCGCACGCCGAUGAAAGAAGAGUACCAGGAAUACAAACAGCUCAAAGCGAAGCUCCGUCUGCUGGAAGUCCUCCUCAGCAAACAGGAUGCCACCAAAACCAUGUGA